Messenger RNA from Daldinia vernicosa, 2053 nucleotides. Its product is annotated as aldehyde dehydrogenase. Bases 198 to 1601 code for a protein of 467 amino acids. Lineage: Eukaryota; Fungi; Ascomycota; Sordariomycetes; Xylariales; Hypoxylaceae. The record is from RefSeq and is a predicted model, not a curated record. Gene Ontology annotation, molecular function: aldehyde dehydrogenase (NAD+) activity. The transcript is spliced from 4 exons.
UUUAAUCAGUGACGUUUAUCUUACAACUUACAAGGGAUCGUUUGAUUCCCGUUUAAUUCAAGAUAACCGAACCAGACUGGAAUCCAUGUUGAUAUAUAAGUCAAUUUUCAUUAUAUCACAAUCAUAAGCAGCCCUAUAUUAACCUACAUAUCUCUCUAUCAAGUCCAUUCCCUAUUAUAGUGUACCAUACCGACGCAAUGUCUGUCGAAGUACUCACAACCAUCUCGCCUACUACAAACGAGCCGAUAUUGACUCGCAAUGGCGUCACGGUGGCUGAGUUAGAAGAGAUCCCUAAGAUCGCCGCCGAGAGAUUCCAGAAUUGGCGGCAGACCUCGUUGAAGGACCGUCAGGCCAUAGUUAAGAAAGCGUUGAAACUACUGGAGAAGAAAAAGGAUGCUCUUGCUGAGGAGCUUACCGUCCAAAUGGGACGACCUAUUGCUUACACCGGUGUUGAAAUCACAACGGCCAUCAAACGUGCAGACUACCUCGUCAAGAUCAGUGAAGAAACACUGAAGGACACCGAUGGCGAGCCUGAGAAAGGAUUCAAGCGAUUCAUUCGAAAAGUCCCUGUUGGCCCUGUCCUCAUCAUCUUCGCCUGGAACUACCCUUACUUGAUCCUUGUCAACUCACUUAUUCCAGCCCUACUUGCUGGUAAUACUGUCAUUCUUAAGCCUUCCCCGCAGACCCCUACGAUAGUAGAACAGGUCGCCAAAGUCUUUGCGGAGGCGGGCCUACCCGCUGGUGUCUUGCAGUAUUUCCACUGCGGGUCGCCGAUGAUCAUGGAAUCCAUGGUACGGGAUCCGAACGUAUCUCUAAUCUGCUUCACCGGUUCGGUGGCGGGAGGUUUGUCGGUCCAAAAGGCCGCCUCUGAUCGAAUUGUCAAUGUUAGCCUGGAACUCGGCGGUAAAGAUCCCGCGUACGUCAGGGGAGAUGUAGACUUGGACUGGGCAGCUGCUGAGAUUGUCGACGGAUCCAUUUUCAACUCGGGUCAAAGUUGUUGUGCCAUUGAACGUGUUUACGUCGACGAGAAGAUUUACGACCCUUUCAUCGAAGCAGUCCAAAAGGUCUUGAAGGACUACAAGGUUGGCGAUCCUCUACAAAAGGAGACCCAGAUUGGACCGGUCAUUUCGAAGCGGUCUAAGGAAACUAUCGAGUCGCAUAUUCAGGAUGCUUUAAGCAAAGGCGCAAAAGACGCAACACCGGAGAACCCGACAUUCUCGAGUCUCCCAGAGAAGGGAAACUUUGUCAAGCCAACGCUCCUUAUUGAUGUCAACCAUAGCAUGACUGUCAUGACAGAAGAGACGUUCGGGCCCGUUAUUCCCAUCAUGAAAGUUAAGUCCGAUGAAGAAGCCGUAUCACUAAUGAACGAUAGCGAAUUCGGCCUUACAGCUAGCAUAUGGACUAAAGAUACAGCUAAAGGCUAUGAGUUGGCGGACCAAGUCGAAGCAGGAACCGUCUUUGUCAACCGUGCAGAUUACCCCAGUCCCGAUCUGGCGUGGACGGGUUGGAAGAACUCGGGCAAGGGCGUGACUCUAAGUCGAUUUGGGUUCGACCAGUUCGUGAAGCUAAAGAGCUAUCAUUUGAAGGAUUACCCGAAAUAGAAUGGAAAUGGGAAUCAAUCAUAAGCAGGGUUUAGAGAAUCGCUCUGGAACGAUUACGCCAUUUAUUUUCCUUGGGCUACUUGGACGGGGGUUGUGUAAACCUAUCGGAAGAUUGUGCGUGGAAAACUAUGCCGUCCCGGCGAUCCGUCAUGCCUGUUUCAUGUAACCUCAGACAAGGGAUAAUAUUAUGCGAGCUCAAAAUAUAUAUUAGGCACGGAAUGCACGUGUAAGUAUGUAAGAAUAAUUAACUGUAACUAUGUAUUAACUUUAACUACCUAUGUAUUAACUUUAACUAUCAGGUAGUUAAUGUUUUUCGCGCUUUGAAAACAUCGCCCACACACUGACUACCUCCUAGAUGGGUGCAUAUUCUCUUUUCUUUCAGAUAGGUAUUAUCACCGGUAAAAGGCAUGGUAUUGCUGGAACUCGUGUGUACGACUCUCAAAUUGCUCGAC